Messenger RNA from Hypoxylon fragiforme, 1152 nucleotides. RefSeq names its product GroES-like protein. Gene Ontology annotation, molecular function: L-iditol 2-dehydrogenase (NAD+) activity. Gene Ontology annotation, biological process: D-sorbitol catabolic process. NCBI's taxonomy places the organism in Eukaryota, Fungi, Ascomycota, Sordariomycetes, Xylariales, Hypoxylaceae. The coding region runs from base 1 to 1152 and encodes 383 amino acids. The transcript has 4 exons. The record is from RefSeq and is a predicted model, not a curated record.
AUGAGCGCCACUGACGUUAAGGCGUCUGUGCUUCAUGCCGCAACAGAUGUUCGGAUAGAAACCCGGCCACUACCCGUCCCAAGCCAAGGAGAAAUCCAGGUAGCCGUACAAGCAACUGGUCUCUGCGGCUCCGACCUCCAUUACUUUCGUCACUUCCGCAAUGGCACCAUCCAAGUCCGGGAACCACUGACCCUCGGUCACGAGUCUGCCGGCAUCGUCGUGGCUAUCCCGUCAAGCGGAUCCCCAUUCCAAGUCGGCGACCGCGUCGCCCUCGAGGUCGGCCUGCCCUGCGAGCAAUGCGAGCUGUGUCUCGCCGGCCGCUAUAACAUCUGCCGCGGUAUGAACUUCCGCAGCUCCGCUAAGGCCUUCCCGCAUUUUCAGGGUACCUUGCAGGAGAGGAUCAACCACCCGGCUAAGUGGUGCCACAAGCUGCCAGACACCCUAACCCUCGAGCACGGCGCCAUAGUCGAGCCCCUGUCCGUUGCCAUGCAUGCGCGGGACCGCGCGAGCAUUACUCCCGGGUCCACGGUACUAGUCCUCGGCGCCGGGGCCGUAGGUCUGCUCUGCGCUGCCGUGAGCAAGGUGGCCGGUGCCAAAACCGUCGUCAUCGCGGACAUACUGGAAGACCGGGUGAAAUUCGCCGUUGACAACGGAUUUGCUGACGCCGCGUUCACGGUGCCGAUCCCUGCGACGAGACCGGAAACGAUAGAGGAUAAGCUUGCGUACGCUCAGGACGUAGCGGCGAAGCUUAAGGCCUUACAGGUUGCGGGGGCAGAGAAUGGGGUUGGGGAGGCAGCGGUGACGUUUGAGUGCACGGGUGUUGAGUCGUGCAUGCAGACGGCGAUAUAUGCAACCCAACCCGGCGGCAAAGUCAUGAUCAUCGGCAUGGGCGCGCCCGUGCAAACCCUCCCCAUCAUGGCCGCAUCCCUAAAAGAAGUGGACCUCGUCGGCGUCUUCCGCUACGCCAACGCGUACCGCAACGCCAUCGACCUCCUCGCGAGCAACAACCCCUUGUUCCCCGACGUGCAGAAGCUGGUCACGCACCGGUUCCGCGGGUUGGAGAAUGUGCCUGCGGCGUUCGACACGGCGGCGAAGGUCAAGGAUGAGAGGGGGGAGUUGGUUAUUAAGGUUAUGGUGGAUAUGACGGCGUAG